AUGAAUACAACAAUCGUCGAUCAAAAUCCAAUACAAUUUCCACGGUCAACUAUAACGCUCCCACCGUUUGUUCCGACAUUAAUGUCUUAUCGAUGGAAUGAUGAAGAUGACUGUGAACCCUUGGCUAAAAAGUCGUCGGGUAAUAAUCUGAAUCCUCAUCGUCCUUAUCAACAUGUUCGUCGACGAAUACCAAAACGUUACAGUAAUAUCGUGGGCUCAUUUGAAACAAAACGAAAGGAUUCAAUAGUCCAUUCCGUGCCUCAACUAAAAUAUUCACCAACAAAUAUUUCCUCUCGGCCUGUCUCAAAAUCUAAAAAUGAAAUAACAAAUUGCUUUAAUUUGCAUAGAAGAAAAUCUCAUGGAGCAAAAGAUUACCACGAUAAUCAUACAACAAAACAUGAUGAUAUUCUUGCUCAUCGUAUGCAAGCAGCCAUGAGUAGUGAAUUGAUGCACUCGCUUGAUCGAAAUUUUGUUUUUAGCAAUUUUAAACAAUCGAUACCUAAUUCACCAAUGGUACGUUCAUAUUCAUUGAAUAUUUGCACAUGUUGGAAUGAAAAAUCUGACGAAAACUCUUGUGAUCCUGAUAGAAGUGGGCAAGAUAAAAUUGAUUCUACUAAAGAAAUUAUUUCUAUUGAAAUACCAACACCCGAUUAUGAUGAAAUCAAUGAAGAUAUUAUUAUAAAAACAAUUAAAAAUGAUAUUAACACAAGUGAAGAACCCAUCGCCGAUUAUGAUGAUUCAAAACCAACGAUUAAAUUUGAAUCCGAUUUUAAAUCAUCCGAACAAUCUACUCUUGAUAUUUUAUCAUCGUAUACUAGGCCGCCAGAAUUAACAGUUAAGAGUCAAGAAGACACAUUUACACCGCCAUUACCUCCACCAUUACCUAAUCUGUAUAUACAACACAAAGAGAACACACUUUACUGUCGUACUAUUGCCGAUAGUCUAUCAGCUGAUCAUAAACUUAUUCUUAAAGAUGAACACGACGAAGAAGAAUAUUUAAAAGAAUCAGAAUCACCCAAAUCCUCUUCUCAAAUUCAAUUAAAAUAUCAUUAUAUUAAUGCGCCAAAAAAUUUAUCAUAUCGUAAAAUUGGUCAAUCAUUAUCAUGUUCAAAUCUGUCCGAUGCUUCAAUGACACAAAUAACGAAUAAUGAGGCAAACUUAACCAUGCUAUUUACAAAUCCAUCUGUAACCGAUGAGAAAAUUCUCGAUCGCAUAUCAUUAUCAUCACCGGGAACAUCAAUUGAGAUCAAUCAUGAAAACCGCUCAUCAUCGUCAAAAAUUUAUAAUGAUUAUAAACAGCAAGCUUCGACAACAAGUCUAAUAACAAGUACCAUUCCUAGUCAUUCAAUUAUAAUCAAACCAGUGCAUACACAUUUUGGAUUGCGUUCAUCGACAUCAUCAGGACCAACCAAUGAAAAAUUGUUAGACAUGACUUUAUCAAGCAAACAAAUGAACGUGUGCGUUAUUAAUCAACUCAAUGAACAUUUAUCAACACGCUUCCGUAGACAACAAAAAGAGCUAUGUUCAAACAAUAAUAACAGGAAUAAUAAUAAUACUAUUGUUAAUAAUCAUUCCAGCGAUGAUCUAACACAAGAAUAUAUGUCUGGUAAUAAUAGCAUUCAAUCGAAUAUUUACGAUGAGCCAAAAGAUCUGCCAGAAAUUACUUCAGUCUGUCCGACUCCUCCACCACCACCACCACCGCCACCGCCACCAUUACCUGCUGGUGGUUUUCCUCCAAUAAUACCGUCUAUAAAUCGUUCAUUUUCGUGUCAACGAGCUUCUACAAUGACAUUACCACGCGAAUCAAUUAAUUCGAAUAUACCCUCUAGUACUGUGACACCAACAAUACCAAGUAAUUUGUCUGAUACUCGCAUUUUGCGAGAAUUACGUGAAAAUCCAUUAUUUACACGUGCAAAAGAACAACUUGAAAUUGAACCUGGUUCGAACGGUCGACGAUCCGGUCGUCGGCUAAUAGGAUCAACCACUAAACUAGCUAAUACGGAAACAAUAGCUAAUGAUACUGUAGCUUAUGUUCGAUUAGAUAACUAUUCGAACAUAAAUAUGAAAAAAGUAACCAAUGAAAGUUCAACUUCACAACAACAAUCAGAAACAAUAAUUAUAAAUUCAGAUGAACUAAAUUCUAUACUUGGAAAACGAGCGAAAUCCAUGAAUGAAAUGAACAUAGUAAAAUCUCGCCCCUGUUCAAAAUCUUCACUACAAGCGCAAUAUCGACAAUCUGAACUUGAACUGAUUUUUCAAAAGCGUGCGCAACGAAUCGAACAAAAACUAAAAUGA
Molecule: messenger RNA, 2295 nt
Organism: Rotaria socialis
Lineage: Eukaryota; Metazoa; Rotifera; Eurotatoria; Philodinida; Philodinidae
Source: the annotation of a GenBank genome assembly